CAACUACCUUACACUACUCUUUCCUUUUUUUUCUUAUACUCAUCUUACCUUCUUUUUGCUCUUCCGAUUGUCAUUGUUUUGUGUGGUGCAUGUAUAUUUGGUGCUCUCUUGUAUCAAUAUUUAUGUGUUCAAAUAAAAUAAUAAACAGAAUUCGAUGAGCGACCACUUAUCUAGUGAAUUUUGAAUCGUCCUUUAUUUGAUCAUUGAAGUUUGACGUUUAUCAAUACUGUUUUCGACAAAAGUUAAGGUUAUUCACUCACUCACUACUGUAGAGUUCUGAAGCGAAUUUAACUAAACUUUCUAUUUUGAACACAUUAAAUGGUAACCGAAAAGUGAUUGUAUUGGUUAAGGUGCAUCUAUUUAUUGUUUUUUCUUUCAUACACCUUUUCAUUUCUUAUCAUAUUUUUACACUAUCCUUUACCUACAUGCCAAUAAAGCUCUGUUUUUUCUUCGUGUAAGUUAACAAGGGAAAGUUGUUGCAUGUUCAUGAAAUAAAUCUGAAAAUACAUCAAUCAAUGUUAACUAAUAAAGUCAUUAUUAAUUAAUUUAAUAGUUGGUUGUUUUGCAACUAUAAGUAUGGUCCAGUUAAUGUUCAUGUAAGUAAAAUCUUAUCGAUGGUUUCUAAUUAAUGACAAAAGUACUUCUAAUCAAAAUAAUUUACAUUAUUUCAGCCACUUCGACUUUACUGAUAAUAUUUGAUUCAUAUUAUAUGCUGUUCAUAUAGACUCUAUACUUCUGUCAAACCCAAAAAUCUUAUCCUGUAGUGUUGUGCUAAGAGUUAUUUCUUCGUGACUGAUGAAUUUCUAUCAUUUGGAGCGUAACAUUUGUUCGCAACACCUUAAUAUGGAUUGGCGUAUAAUCAGUAACUAUUAAGAAUAUUCAACAUAACGUUUAUUUGAACUAUAUUCAGAAACAUGGACUCAUUCAGUAUAGGCACUUAAAAAGUUUAUUUUAAUAUUGAGAUUAAAAUACGAAUAUAAAUUAACCUUUUCUUGCAAUUGAUGGACAGCAACAUUAUAUUUAAAGUGUGCAAUUUCGGUAGGACUAGCAUUUAACAUUCAUGCUUAAUUAUUCUAUAUGACUAGUAAUUUGAUUAAUUCAUUUCCAACUAUUUGUUUUUCUGAUUUACUGAUUACAGAUGGUUCUCUUGAAAUUAUAUCAUUUUGAUAUUUUAGCUAUUAAAUAGAGUAGUCUGUAAGAGAGUUUGGUUAUUGAGUCACUACUCACAUGCUAAAAUAAUGCAUAAAUAUCCGUGUAAAUAAUGAGCACUAAGACAGUUAUAGUCUGAACUUGAAGCGAAACAAUACGAUUGAGCUUUUCUAAAUGUUUUCACUUAACCAGUGUGCAUCUCUUCCUGUUUAUCAAAUCAUCUAAACUUAACUAUAUUUAUGUUCAUGUAUCCUAAGGAUUUCUCAAUUUAUAUCUACAUUUUAUCAUCUUUAAGUUACUGAACUUUAUUAAUUUGUCCAUAUUAUUGGUAAAUGUACCAGAGUAUUUUUCAUUCAGAUAUGAUUUUCCUGCACUUAGAUGUUUUUAUCAGAAUUCAAGAGUAACAAAUAUUCUUGGAUUUUAGACUAUUUAUAAUCUUAAUAACUACACCAUCAAUCCAUCGAAAUUGAUCAAACUUCAGAGUUGCUAUUAUUCAACAGAAUAUCUAAUCAAUAGUCGAGGCAUCUUGUGUAUUUAUUAAAGUGAUUACACAUUUUAUUAGAUAAGUAUUUUACGAUUCCCUUUCUUAACAUUGACCUUUUCUUGUUUUUUUUUCUCGAUAGAUUUUCUUAUUAAUUAAUUUAUUCGAUUCAUGCGUUUUAUAGCAGCUUCCGCCAUUGAUUUUUUAAGGUCACUCUUCCAUUUUUUUUACUAUGGUGUCCUGUUUCUGAUCUUUCAUCUGCAAUAAUUAUUUUAUCACUGAAUCACUGUGUACGUGUAUGAUUUGGUUACGUUGAUGUAUAAUUUCUUGUAAAAUGUAAUGAUAAUAAUAAAAGUGAUUUUAUAUAAAGUGUUGGUCAUAUGUUAAUGGUACUGUGUGGUGAAAUUUCAACGUUAAUUAUUCUGUUGUCACCUACGCGUAUUCGGCUUCAGUUUAUGUAUACUAAUAGUGUUACUUUAUUUAGUCAUCUGACUGUUCGACACUUCACGCCUGUCUAUUUCAUUUAUUUUGAUGCAUGUUGAUUUAUAGUAUCACUAGUGUCCGCAUAAUUGAAUACAUAAAUCUAUGUCGUAUCGUACAUUAUUAAUUACGAAUUUAAGGCAUCUACUUUCGUUUAUACAUUUAAAAUUUUUUUAUUAUAAAGCUAUAUGGAGAUUGUUCAGUUGUAGGCCUCACAUUACAGACUGACUUUAGUUAGACAGCCAGUGGAAAUCAGACAGCGUCAGGCAGUUAUUUUCUCUGAGUAUGAACCUUAGCAAAGAGCAUCAACGACUCUACUAAAUGUCGAAAUAUGUUGUUAAGUCGUAAUGUUUGUCGGAUUGUGUUCUACUCAUUUUUUGUAGUGUUUCACUUCAUUCAUAUACUCUGUUGAAUUGUUAAAUAAAUAUUCAGAGAAUAAUGGAGACGUAUCCAUGUAUGUCGAUUUCUCUUUGACAAUGCAACCAGUUCCUCGAUUGAUUUAACUGGAGUUCCAAGCAACACGUUAUAAAAUAUGUAAUCAAAAAUAAAGUGAAUAUAUGAAAUGAAAGAAAUUAACUUGAUAGAAGACAUUAAAUCACCGGAGUUUUCAUCCGAAAACAGAAAUAAGUACAUUAAGUUGUAGUAAUGAGAUGACAUUAUGCUUUUUUUUCUGAGUUCUAUUGUGGCGUAUGCUGAUUUUGUUGACAGAUAUAAGUAGUAUUUAGCAGCUAUCGGAAGUGGAAUGCUUGCCAGCAGAAGAAUGAGGUGAUUGAAUUGAAGAGAACAGGGACAGAAAUAGAAAACAAUUGUAACAACAACAGGACUGAGAGAAUCAUGACGCAUGUAAAAGACAAAUAAUAUAUUUAAUGUAUGGUUUUCAGAUUUUACGAAAACACUGUAAUUUUGCUUUGAUCAAUAAAUUGGUUCUCCUCACCUUAGUCUCAUUCACUGCACUAUGCUCACAACGAAGAUUAUAGUCCAAAUCAACAGUGUUCUUAGGUGUUAUUUACUCUAAGGGUUUUUUUAAUGACCAUGAUAAAAAUCACUUUCAUUAUAAGCGAAUUUUAGCCGUGCUAUCUUUAAGUCAGAUCAGUGAAUAGUUAUGUUACUCAGUAAUCAUUUACUGGUUUAUGUAUUUGUCUGUUAAUCAUACUUGUGUGAGGGUUGUUAACGAUUCCACUCAGCUACCAUAAUUAUAGCUGGUUGAAUUUUGAAUAUCCAAACCAGUAAGCCGCAACUUUUUACUGAACUUCGGUAAUAUUUGAAUGAUUUGCUUGUUGAUCGCAAUUGUUCUUAUAUGAGUUUGAAAUUGUUGAUUUCAGAAGUUAUGUUUUUUUAGGAAUCUAGUUUCCUUUACAGUAACAUCGUAUAAGUGAAAUAUUAUAUUCUCUAAGUGCCAUGUACCAGUAUAAACUCGCUUCCUAUUUUCCUAAUGAUUUUAAUUUGUUUAUACUUGCCAUCUCUACCACCAUUUUAUGACAAAAGCUUAAAACCAACCGAUCGAGAAUAUCCUGCUUAAUUAGAACUCCUUAUGAUGUUGUACACAUAUGUUUUCAUUUUAGACUACUUAUCUUUAUUAUUUUACGGACUUUUUAAUUUCAGGAUCAGGACAGUAUGGUGUAGUAUAUGAGGCUGUAUGGAAACCUUAUAAUGUAUUAGUUGCUGUUAAAACACUUAAGGAAAAUGUCACAGUUCGUGAUGAAUUUUUAGAAGAGGCUCGUUUGAUGAAAAGCUUAAGACAUCCAAAUCUUGUGACUUUGUUAGGUGCAUGUACUCGGGAACCACCUUAUUAUAUUGUCACAGAAUUUAUGUGUAAUGGGAACUUGUUAGAUUAUUUGCGUACACAUCCUAGAACAGAAUUAACACCUUCAGUUUUAUUACAUAUGGCAACUCAAGUUGCUAGAGGUAUGGCUUAUUUGGAACAACACAACUUUAUACAUCGUGAUUUAGCAGCCCGCAAUUGUCUAGUUGGCACACAACAUACCAUUAAAGUGGCAGAUUUUGGUUUAGCUCGUUGUAUAGAACGUGAUCUUACUUAUCGAGCUCAUGAAGGCGCUAAAUUUCCUAUAAAAUGGACAGCACCAGAAGGUUUAGUCUAUAAUCUGUUUUCAACUAAAUCAGAUGUAUGGGCAUUUGGUAUAUUGUUAUGGGAAAUUGCCACCUAUGGAAAAACACCAUAUCCAGGUGUUGAAUUACAAGAUGUUUAUGUUUUAUUAGAAAGAGGUACACGGAUGCUUUGUCCUGAAGGUUGCCCUGAACCAGUUUAUGAACUUAUGUUACAAUGUUGGCAAUGGCUUCCAGAACAACGCCCACCAUUUUCUGAUAUAUUAAGUCAAUUAGAAUCUAUGCCAACCAAUUCUACAAUGGAAGAAGAAGAACAAAUCGAUUUUGAUAUAACUUCUACUACAUCGUCAUCAUCGUUAUUAUUAAAUAACAAUGAAAUAAAGGUGAUCAACUCUAGCGAGCCAAACAGAUCCACUAAACAUCCACCUAAUAUUGCGUAUCCCCGACCGCCACUGCCUCCUAGACCACCCCCACCAAGAAGAAGCACCAGUUGCGAUUAUUUAAUUGAUGAGAAUGAUGAUAAUCAAUUUGAUAUGAUUAAAGAGGAUUGUAAAUCCGAUUUGGGUAGUGAUAUACCAGUAAAUGCUAUAAAUAAUAACAAUAAUGUUAACCACAAAUCUCAUAAAGGUAUAUUUACAAGGAGUUUUAAGAAUCCCCUUUCGAAACAAUUACAUAUUGGUGAUUUAAGUACUGAUGAGUUUGGUACUGCUGAAAAAGAUCUACCAUUUACAAACUCAGGAUCUCUUGGGCGUAAAAGAACUGCACCGCGACCACCAAGACGUACUACACCAGUUAAACCGUUGAAUUUCUUAACUGAUUUCAAUUCAUUAGAAGAUAAUAGUUGUGUUUACCCGAAUUCCCAUCUGGAUGACUUUGAUCAUCCACCACUGCCACCCCCACCAGUUCAUCUUGAUUCUAGUCAUCAUCAAAUACAUCAACCCCGAUCACAACAACAUCCUCGUCUAGCACCACAGCCUAAUAAUGGUUCAUUACCAAAUAACUCGAACUCAACACCAUUUUCAGUGCCAUCAGUUAUGAGUAGUUCUGCAAUUUUCCCAUCUUCUCGUCAAUUUUCAUAUGUGGAUCCCAUUCCGUUAGAUAACAGCCUGACAAGAUCAAUUUGUCCUGAUCGUCUAAUAUCACCACUUGCUCCUCCCACACCAGGUAAACAUAUUCAGCUUUCUUCAAAGUCACCAGCUUUAUCGAAAACCACUGUAAAUUCGGAUUUAUCUAACAAAACUAAUCCCGUUGUAGAUCAUUCCCACAAUAAGCGCAGUAUAGAUUCUAAUUUUCUUAAUGAAUCUUAUUCAGGGAAUAAUGUUUCUUCUAAGCAAAAUGUUCAUCCUACCAAUGUUUCAUCAUCUGUCUUUCAAGAGGAAUUACGAGAUAGAUUAAAAAAGCAUUCUCAACAGCUUAAAAGUUCAUCUCAGCUGAAACCGAUUACAUCUAAAUCUAUACUAAAUAAUUCACCUAGUAAUGUUACGAAUUCAGUGCUGCGUAAUCAGGAAAAAAGUGAUUCAAAAUCAUCGGUUUCUAAUUCUUCCCCUUACUUCACUAUCCCCCGAUUAAGACCACCACCACACUCUGCGAAUCCACCUCGGAUAUCCUCGAAUAAUACUUCUGGAUCCAGUAACAAUCAAACAUCAACACGUGGAAAAGUGGAGCCUCCAUGUUGUCCUUCAGAAUUGAUCCGAUCACUUGCAUCGACUCAGAUCAAAAAUGAUAAUAGUUCUAAUUCAACUAUCACUACGACCAGCAAGUUGCCCACAAAUAUCAAUAGUAAUGAUAACAAUUCCCCAAAACCUCAUUUCAAAAGGUCUGAAAAUGAAAUCUCUGAUAAAUUAUCUGAUAUAAUACAAAAGCGUUUAAGUUGGACUGGUCCAACUGAUGAUAAUUCAGCUGGUAAUCAGAAGCGGUCCCAACGAUUAUAUCUACCUACUAUAUUUUCUACAUCAUCUACAGCAUUGGACGAGACUAAUGGUAAUAAUCACUGUGUUCCACCAACAAAACACCACUUGAAAAAGCAUUUAUCAAAUAUUUUAGGAGACUUAGAACGUUUGAUUCGUAUGAAUGAUAAAAAAAUUCCUGGAAAUAUUAUUUCCUCUCCCUCGUCCACUGCCAUUUCAUCAUCAUCAUCAUCAAAUUUAGAACAGUUAAUUGAGUUAGCAGAUCAAAUGGAAGCAUGUCGACUUAGUUGUUCUGCAUAUAUUGAUCAGGCUACAUGUUCAGCUCGAGCAAAAUUUAAUUUUCGUGAUCGAUUCGCAUGUUUACAAACAUUUAGCAGUUUAUUACGUUCUAAAAAACUCGAUUCUACUUGUAAUAAUAAUACUAAUAAUCUAAGUAAGUACAAUAAAAAUAAUGCAAAUUUAUUAAAAGACGCAGAGAAUGCCAUCAAAGAAAUUAUUAAUGAUUUAGACAAACUAACCGAUAAUGUAAAUACAACAUUAUCAUUAGAUACUACAUUGAAUAAUUCAAAUUUCCCAGAACAUAAACCUAAUUCAAAUUUAGUAACAUCUAAUCAAUCCAAUUUAACUUGUACAGAAAAUCUUAGUAUUACUGACAAUAGAAGCGCUACAGUUUUCACUUGAUUUCUUUACAUCUAUGUGCAUAUUAUUAUCAUUAUUUCUGGUUAGUAUUAGGAGAUUUUACAUCGAAAUUUAUUGUUCACCUGUUUCUAAAAUCUGCAUUUUACUUCCAACUAUCAUUCUUUGUUCGCUUUUCUCUGUCGAUUUAGACAAAUUCCUCUCUUUUUAUGUAAAUGUUUACAAAUUGAAAAAUCUACUUUCCUUUUUGUUUUAUGGACAUAGUUUGGAUGUUUUUCUACUCAAUCCUCGGACUAUUCAAUGGCCCUUGCAUUAAAAAGUGUACUAAUUUGUUUGUUUGUGUUAUUUUAGUUUAUCUCCCGUUUUUGUAUUUGUCUUUUUGUGUUUUUACGUUCUCAUGUAGAGUAGAGUAGACAAAUCAGUCAAUCUUUAACACAUCUCUUUAAUCCACUCUGCUAUUUAUCUGGAAUACAUAUACUUCACUCUUUCCUUCGAUUCCUUUACAAUCUAAAUGAAUGUAUAUAUGUAUGCCUAUUUCAGCGCACAUCUUAAUUUAUACUGUUGUAAAUAAAAUGUUUUCAAUUGUUUUGUUUUUUUCGUUAUUUCAACGUUCAGUCAUUAAUUUUAUUACUAUCAUUACUUAAUUUUCCCUUCUUUGUACUAUUCUUCACCAAUGUUCUAAUAAUAUUGUGUAGUAUGUCUCUUGCGAUUUGUUAUCGAAAAUGAUUAUUUUUUCAAUAGAAAACAAUGUUUUUUUCACUUCCAGUCAGAAAUGAGUUUUGUGUUUGUUCCCACAUUCAACUACAUGCGCACAAAUUUACUCAAUCAUUUGAAUUCCAGGUGAAAUUGUAAGGUUGAUCAAUUAAUAUGAAUAUUUGUUCGUUCAUUUGUAUAAUUUUAUUCUUAGAUCUGUUUAUUUUCUCUUAAUUUAUCCUGAUAUUAUUUCAUUUGUUUCUGCCAUAAUCCUGUAUCACUGUUGGUGCGUAUUUUGAUUACUUACUUUAGAUUCUCUCUCCUAUCACAUGGUAUCUUCGUGCUUAUUCUUUAUCAUUUCCCCUCCACCUAUAAUCUCUGUCUAACUGUGAUCUCUGAAAAAAUAAUUACCAUAUAUAUAUAGUAUCCUAUUACCCUAUUUUGUUCUUAACAGCUUACUACUUAUCUUCAUUUUUCCUGUUUUUCUAAUCCUCUCCAUGUGCUUGUUUUCUGUGAAGUGUUAUGGAUCUGGUCAUACUGAUGAUGAAAUUAAUGAUUGUCAUUAUUAUUAUUACUAUUAGUAAGAUUCUAAUCUAAUGAUCAAUAUAUAAUAAUUUUGUUAAUAGUAUUUGAUUUUUGUGUAAAUAUAGGAUGACCUAUGCACUCAGGUUGCACAUGUGUUCAUUCAAUAUUUUUAGAUUGAUUUUAAUUGGGUCAACAACAGUAUGUAACAGAAGAAAUAUGAGUUCAUGUUUAGAAAAUGUACUUUUUUAAAGAAAAAUAAAGUAGGAAAUUAGAUGUUUCUCA
Molecule: messenger RNA, 8217 nt
Organism: Schistosoma curassoni
Lineage: Eukaryota; Metazoa; Platyhelminthes; Trematoda; Strigeidida; Schistosomatidae
Source: the annotation of a GenBank genome assembly